Molecule: messenger RNA, 972 nt
Organism: Stylophora pistillata
Lineage: Eukaryota; Metazoa; Cnidaria; Anthozoa; Scleractinia; Pocilloporidae
Source: RefSeq, a predicted model, not a curated record
AUGGAUUGGAUGAAGCACCUCCAAAUAUUACGAAGCACUUUUCCAGCCUUGUUGAGAGCAGAGAACUGUCAGUGUCACAUCAUUCUUACAUCCAGGCAAGAGGGCAGUGCUAAGAUAAGCAAGUUUUGUGACACCUUGUUUCAAAUAGAAGGAUUUGCUUCAGAGAAUUCUCACAAUUACAUCAAGCAUUACUUCAAAGACUUGGAGGCUCAAGGACAAAAACUUUUGAAUGAUAAAGAACAAAAUAUCGAACUUGAAGAGCUGAUUGUGAAUCCCUUAUUCACAGCAAUGCUCUGUCUUGUUUAUGAGGAUUUAGAAGGUAGUCUGCCUUUGAGCAAGACUCAGUUGUAUCUUGAUAUCACAGAAAGCAUUCUUGAGAGAUUUUGCCAAAAGCAAGGGUUGUCUCACAAUAAUGUCAACCUGGCUGAAGUUUACAAGGAAGAGCUGGAACAUCUGGGAAGAAAUGCCUUGGAUAUCUUGAAAAGAGAUAAGAUGCACAUUGAAGAGGGUGAAUUUACAGAUAUAAUGAGAAAAUCACCUCUGUUUGAAUUUUUGUCAGUUCAGUCUAACAACAGCGAAAUGAGAUUCCAUACAUACUAUGAAUUUUCACAUAAGAGUAUUCAAGAAUUCUUUGCAGGUCUUGAUCUUUCUGACCAAAUUUUAGAAGGGGAGAUAGACUUUGAGAGACUGCUUGCAAACGAAGAAAGAAACUUAAAGGCCGUUGAACCAGUUCUUUUGUUCACUGCUGGUAUUCUUGGCCAUAAAAGUGGAAAUAAUGCCUUGUCUCUUUUAAAAGUCAUUAUCAAGAGAACAAAUCUUUUCAAAAACUUGUGUUUUCCAAGUUUUUAUCUUUGUUUUGCUUUAAAGUGCAUUGGCGAAUGCUCCACAGAAGAUUCAAGACUGCGAUUAUUGGGUGCAAACCUAGAGCCUCAAGCCUUGAUGAUAAGUGAUGACAGCUUCCCUGUUAAGUAG